Zootoca vivipara (common lizard) is the source of this 2939-nucleotide messenger RNA. RefSeq names its product vav guanine nucleotide exchange factor 1 (gene VAV1). The record is from RefSeq and is a predicted model, not a curated record. Lineage: Eukaryota; Metazoa; Chordata; Lepidosauria; Squamata; Lacertidae. Gene Ontology annotation, biological process: cell migration; intracellular signal transduction; regulation of GTPase activity. Gene Ontology annotation, cellular component: cytoplasm. Gene Ontology annotation, molecular function: protein binding; guanyl-nucleotide exchange factor activity.
AGCCACCAGGAAGGGUGCUGCUGGUGGCAGUAGAAAGCGGCCCCGGCACAGCACCCAGGAGCUGCCCCUUGAGUGGCGUUGGUGGUGAGAAUGGAGCUGUGGAAGCAAUGCGCCCGCUGGCUUAUCCAGUGCCGGGUGCUGCCCCCCAACCACAGAGUGACCUGGGAGGGUGCCCAGGUCUGCGACUUGGCCCAAGCCUUGCGCGAUGGCGUCCUGCUCUGCCAGCUCCUCAACAACCUCACGGCUCAUGCCGUCAACUUGCGGGAGAUCAACUUGCGCCCCCAAAUGUCCCAGUUCCUGUGCCUCAAGAACAUCCGAACCUUCCUCGCUGCAUGCUGUGAGAAGUUUGGUCUGCGCAAGAGCGACUUGUUCGAGGUCUUCGACUUGUUCGAUGUCAGGGAUUUUGCAAAGGUGAUUGACACCUUAUCAAUACUUUCGUGGACGCAGGUUGCUCAGAACAAAGGGUUUGUGCCGUUCCCUACAGAGGACAGCAUCGCUGAUGAUGAUAUAUACAGUGGCUUAUCGGAUCAGAUUGAUGACACCAUGGAGGAAGAUGAUGACCUCUAUGAUUGUGUGGAAAAUGAGGAGGCAGAAGGAGAUGACAUCUACGAGGAUCUGAUGAGGUCAGAGCCAAGUGGCAUCCCGCAGCGGAUGACUGAACUGGACAAGAGGAAAUGUUGCCUUCAGGAGAUCCAACAGACAGAGGAGAAAUACACAAGCACACUAGAAUCUAUCCACCAGCAUUUCAUGAAACCUCUGCAGCUGUUUCUGCAACCACAGGACCUGGAGAAUAUUUUUAUUAACAUUGAGGAACUUUUGAAAGUUCAUCGGGGCUUUCUGGUAGAGCUGAAGAGCGCCCUAUCUUUUAGUAACUCUCAGAACCUCUACCAGGUGUUCAUCAAGUACAAGGAGAGGUUCUUGCUCUAUGGUCGGUACUGCAGCCAGGUGGAAUCCGCCACAAAGCACUUAGACCAGGUGGCCAAUACCAGUGUGGAUGUACGCAUGAAACUAGAGGAAUGCUCGCAACGAGCCAAUAAUGGCCGGUUCAGCCUGCGAGACCUCCUCAUGGUACCCAUGCAACGGGUACUGAAAUAUCAUCUGCUUCUGCAGGAGCUGACCAAAUACACAGUGGACCCAACAGAAAAGGAGAAUUUGCGGCUUGCACUAGAUGCUAUGCGGGAUCUGGCUCAAUGUGUGAAUGAAGUCAAGAGGGACAAUGAAACACUGAAACAAAUCACUAAUUUCCAGCUCUCCAUUGAGAACUUGACACAAUCCCUGGCUCACUUUGGGAGGCCGAAGAUUGACGGGGAGCUCAAGAUCAUCAGCGGGGAGAAGCGCUCAAAAAUAGACAGGUAUGCUUUCCUCCUGGACAAAGCCCUGCUAAUCUGCAAGCGGAAAGGAGAUUCAUAUGAUAUGAAGAAAUUUGUUGACCUGUCCAGCUACCAGAUCCGAGAUGAUUCUUCUGUAGAGAAAGACAACAAGAAGUGGACUCACAUGUUUGUCCUAAUCGAGCUUAAUGGUUCCUCGGGCUACGAACUAUACUUUAAGACGCGGGAGCUGAAGAAGAAAUGGAUGGAACAAUUUGAAAUGGCCCUCUCCAAUAUCUACCCUGAAAAUGCUACAGCAAAUAGACACGAGUUCCAGAUGUACUCCUUUGAGGAUACCACCUCCUGCAAAGCCUGCCAGAUGCUACUGAGAGGAACCUUCUAUCAGGGCUAUCGCUGUAGCAGAUGUCGGGCACCUGCUCACAAGGAAUGUCUGGGGCGGGUGUCACCAUGUGGAAAGUCCAGCUCAGGUAAAGAAUCUGGAUCUACCAUGAAAAAGAAUAAAUCCAAUCGACAUACACUGGAGAGCAAUAAAGCUGAUCUAGGGCUGCCCAAAUUGGAGGUCUGCCAGGAGUAUUAUGGCAUUCCUCCACCUCCUGUGGCAUUUGGUCCACCACUGAAGCUCAACGUGGGGGAUAUUGUGGAGCUAAACAGAGCUGAGGCCGAGCAGCUGUGGUGGCAGGGAAGGAACACAUCCAGCAAUGACAUUGGCUGGUUUCCUUGCAAGAAAGUGAAGCCUUAUGUCUGUAUUCCUCCUCCAGAUCUGUCAGUCUUUCAUUGGUAUGCAGGGCCCAUGGAGCGGGCAGAAGCAGAACAGACCCUUGCCAGUCGUUUGGAUGGGACUUUCCUGGUGCGGCAGAGAAUCAAGGAUGCAACUGAAUUUGCCAUCAGCAUCAAGUUCAACGCCGAAGUCAAGCACAUCAAAAUACAGACCAAGGAGGGUUUGUAUCGCAUCACAGAGAAGAAGGCCUUCAAAGGACUUAUAGAGCUGGUGCAGUUUUACCAAGAGAACUCCCUGAAGGAUUGCUUCAAGACCCUUGAUACCGUGCUACAGUUCUCCUUCAAAGAGCCUGGGAACAGAACAGUGCCCAGGGCCUCUGGCAAAAGCUGCAAGUACUUUGGUUCAGCUAAGGCUCGCUACAACUUCUGUGCAAGAGACCGGACAGAACUGUCCCUCACAGAGGGAGACAUCAUAAAGAUUCUCAACAAGAAAGGGCAGCCAGGAUGGUGGAAGGGAGAGGUCUAUGGCCGGGUUGGCUGGUUCCCAGCAAACUAUGUGGAGGAAGAUUAUUCAGAGUAUUGCUGAUGGCACACCCAAUUGGGUGUGUUGAAGGAGUCUUUUGCAGCACAUCCUGGGACAACCACAGAAUCAUUUUCCUGUAGCCAUUGCUGUGCAAAAAAAACUAUUAUUUAUGAACUCUCUUUAAUUCCCCUCACAUUGGUUUCUGACCUUCACUGUGUGUUCUUAAUGUCAAAUAACCUGGGUUGAGAACCUGGUUGUAACUGCCAAAGAGCAAACCUCAUCAUCAAAAUCAUGUGUGUGAAAAAAUAAAACUACAACAUGAAAAGCUACUUUUUUAAAUGCCACAAUUGCUCAUAGCCACAAAGAUUUGU